AGGAAACAUUAUGUGCAGGCAUUAUAUAAGCCGUGGCUUGUGUGAUUCACUCUUGCUUCCCCUGGAUUUCCUUUUCUUCCAAUGGAUGCUGGGGAAGAAGCCAUAGUUGUCCCGCACGCCAUCAAGAGGAGGAGAACCAAGCGGAAGAAACAGUUUCCGGUCACUAUGGCUCCGACUUCUUCGUCUUCCUCGGAGGAGAAGGACAUGGCCAAUUGCCUCAUACUUCUCGCCGGCGGCCCGCCGCCGAAGAAGAUAAAAAGCAAGACAGUCGCGCCAAAUGGCAAAGCCAAAGUAAUUUUUUUCGUUUGCAAGACGUGCAAUAAAUGCUUCCCAACCUUCCAAGCGCUCGGCGGCCACCGGACAAGCCAUAAGAAGCAUCCUAUCACGCCUGUUAAAGAAAAGAAAACAGGGGAGAUUGAAGAGGAUUCGAUUCAAUUAACUAUGAAUUCAUUCCCCAACUCAAACAAUGCCAAGGCCGCAAGAGUCCACGAAUGUGUAACAUGCGGCGCAGUGUUCUCCUCCGGUCAGGCCCUCGGCGGACACAUGCGACGGCACAGGCAGACGAGCCUUCCCGAGCCCGUGGAGGCGAAGAAGGAAGCCAAGAAUAAGAAAGAAAAUAUUGUGAUGUCUUUGGAUCUCAACCUCCCUGCUUCCGAGGACGACAACAUCCUCAGUGCCGGCGGUGAAUUGCCGAGAUCUACGUCGCCCGCAGCGCCAUCGUCAUUCUCAUUUGAGAGCAAGCCGCCGCUUCUGUCGAUGUCGCUCUUCUGGAUUGCUCCUACUGAUGAACAACCGGAAGAUCAAUCGGAAGAUGACUCUCUUUUUUAAUUGUCCAAAUUACCGCAUCCCAAAAUGAAAGAUAUGAAUAACAUGUAUACCCUAUUCACCAUUUUUUAUCAUUAUUUGAAAACUUGAGCAGUUUGUUAAAGGGCAUUAAAUGACAUUUUUAAUGAGUAAGAAACAUAGUAAAAAUAAUAAGAAAAUUUCUUAA
Dendrobium catenatum is the source of this 991-nucleotide messenger RNA. RefSeq names its product zinc finger protein ZAT5-like. The transcript has a single exon. The coding region runs from base 82 to 828 and encodes 248 amino acids. The record is from RefSeq and is a predicted model, not a curated record. NCBI's taxonomy places the organism in Eukaryota, Viridiplantae, Streptophyta, Magnoliopsida, Asparagales, Orchidaceae.